AAUAAAUAACAUAAAUUUUGUAUGAAAUUAUAUAAAAUAGUUUUUCCUUUUGCUUCCAGGACCUUGGAAAGAACGCCGGAAUACGUGUCCAAUAUUUUCGAUAUAGUAUUACCGAAAAAAAAAAAUUGGUUGAAUCUCCCCGUGAAAGUACAAAAGAUAAAAGAGGGAAACAACCACUUAAAUACUUGUGGUUCCUAUAGUUUGUAAAAUGUCUAAACGCACCUUAACAUGUAUAAAAUAAUGUGUCUCGCUGAACGUGAAUUAAACUUCGGUUUAAAUAAACCGACUUGGACUACAAAAAGUAAAGUAAUUUUGAUUUUCAUGCAAAGUGUAUGUAUCGGUUCUUUCAUUAAAAAUUCAUGUUGUUUUUACCUCCCACUCAUUGUGCGUUUCUUGAAAAAACCGUCACCAAAAAUUGCUUUUGUUUUUAGUUCCCCUCAGUGA
This is a messenger RNA of Nezara viridula (southern green stink bug), 444 nucleotides long. The record is from the annotation of a GenBank genome assembly. Lineage: Eukaryota; Metazoa; Arthropoda; Insecta; Hemiptera; Pentatomidae.